Dovyalis caffra is the source of this 1917-nucleotide messenger RNA. The record is from the annotation of a GenBank genome assembly. NCBI's taxonomy places the organism in Eukaryota, Viridiplantae, Streptophyta, Magnoliopsida, Malpighiales, Salicaceae.
AUGCCUGAAUUUUGUGGUUCAAGCUUGCUUCUUGGUCUUCCUGAUGAUGUGUUUGCCAUUAUAUCUAGGUCCCUUUCGCCGAGGGACAUAUGUACUUUAAGUCUUUGCUGCCGGAGUUUAUAUGACCUAGUGGCAUCUGAGAAAGUUUGGUUCACGCAGUGUGACAUGGUAGAAAUUAUCCCUCAUCGGGAUCUCAUGGAGUGGCGAAAGGGUGUGUCAUCUUAUAGGGCACUGUGUCGCUUCCUUGUUAGUGUUAAACCAUUAAUUGGAAUUUGGGUUCACCAAAAUCCCGAGCUUGGUAAUGUAGUUUAUGUCAUGCCUGGUUUUGUAUCUGUUGUGGGGUGCCGGAUUUUACCACAGGAGUUGGGCCCUUUAGGAAUCGAAGAAGGUCCUAUUUUAUGGGCACCUGUGUUUGAAAUAAUAGGUGACCCUGAUGGUUCUGCCUCAUUUUUCCUACAUGGAAGAGAGAAAGGGAAUGACUAUGUUUAUCCUGGUUCAGUCAAGUCUGUAGACCGGAAUUGUAAUGUCCUUUUGCUUGAGGUUGAGCCCAGGCAACACAAGAGCAAAUUAUUCCCUAAUAGAAGCUUUGCUUAUAACUCGGACAAGGAGCUAGCAAGAAAGGUUUCUAGGUCACACACUGGAUUGUCAAGGUCACAGAGGUUGAUUAUACCAUGUGAGGCUAAGGUGCCUUUUAGCCGCUUGGCUUUUAGUGACAGAAGAAAGUUGAUUGAGGUUGUCACAAGCGAAGUUGGUCAACAGGUACCCGAUUUGGCAAAUAGGUCGCUGUUUCCUCGGUUGGGGAAUGAUGAAGAUAAUUUUCAGAAAGAUAUGGCACUCUUAUUUGAACGGAGAUCACUUCUUUUGAAAAUGUAUAAGCUUGGUCAAGGCUUUAAUUGGAAGGAAGCUCCUGAAGUGCCUUCUGAUCCUACGCAACUGCAAUUGAGUGAGAUUAGAAAGAGUCUUGAUCGGUCAAGUGGGUCUCUGAAUGAGGAUGAUAAUCAGACGCAGUCCAACUUGAAGAAAACCUUUGGUGGGUAUUUGCGAGCAAGCAUCAGACAGAUUUUGGGCAAAUCACCCUCCAUUAAUGGUAUCCGAGCACAUUCAAAGCAUAGUUCUUCAAGCAGCGAGAGUAAAUAUGCCCAGCUUCAUGAUUUUUUAAGUUCGGGGGAUACAAUAGGGUUGACUUUACAUGCCUCUAUGAUGAGGUUAUCUUCUUAUCGAGCAUGGCCGAAUAUGCAUGACAGUCGAUUUGCCCUAUACAAAUUACCCAUGCGAGUUCCUAGAGCUGAUCAAGAAUAUGCUGGUUUAUGGGGAGGGACUUUUGGUUGGCCUCCUGGGAAGCCCACUGAAGACAAGCCGGGAAAGGCUCUGUUCAUUCUUUUGAUCUCUUACGAGGAGUCUGAAGGACAAACAAAUCUCAUUGCUACCAAGAUAUUAGAAGGCACGCACUAUGUUCUGCAUCCAAAUGGCUCGGCAAUGUUCAUAGUGAAUAUUGAUAAGCCUUCACAAGAUCCUUUUCCUUGGGAUGUUGAUGCAAAUUCCUUUCCUUUCACUGUUAAGGAUGCAUUUGCAGGGGAGGGUAUAGCAAAUGGGUAUGGUUUCAGAUAUCCAGGAUCAAAGCCUGGUUCCCUCUUUGUAAUUCAAAGUGGACUUCUUGCCUUCGUUUGGAAGGAGUCGAAAGCUGUCUUGACCAUGCAGCGACUGAACCUACAAGAGCUUUUGAAGAAAGGUGAACGGGUGCCUGCUUUACCACCCAUUGCCAACUUUUCAUACUUGACCAAGUCCUACUCGAAUGUCUUUGCUGGCUUCUCAACUGCCUCAACUUGUUUGUCUUCACCAAGAUUUACAUUAUAUCCAAACUGGUUGGUUCCAUCAUGUCAUUAUGUUUUAAUGUUCCAGUUGUUCAUGAGCAAUUGA